Misgurnus anguillicaudatus (oriental weatherfish) is the source of this 864-nucleotide messenger RNA. RefSeq names its product IMP U3 small nucleolar ribonucleoprotein 3 (gene imp3). Gene Ontology annotation, biological process: ribosomal small subunit biogenesis; rRNA processing. NCBI's taxonomy places the organism in Eukaryota, Metazoa, Chordata, Actinopteri, Cypriniformes, Cobitidae. Gene Ontology annotation, molecular function: rRNA binding; snoRNA binding. The record is from RefSeq and is a predicted model, not a curated record. Gene Ontology annotation, cellular component: small-subunit processome; Mpp10 complex.
CAUAAACACCGAGAAUAAAAACGUGUUUCCGGUAAAUAACGUGAGUAGCAUGGUAGCUAAAAAUCACGUUUUGUAAAUUGUAGUCAAUUUUAUUUGCAAGAUGGUUCGAAAAUUAAAAUUCCACGAGCAGAAGCUCUUGAAGAAAGUUGAUUUUAUUAACUGGGAGGUUGACAAUAAUCUACACGAGGUGAAAGUGUUAAGAAAAUACCACAUUGAAAGGAGGGAGGACUACACCAAAUACAACAAACUUAGUCGAAAUAUAAGAGAACUUGCACAGAAAAUACGGGACUUGGAUGAAAAAGAUGGUUUUAGAGCUCAAUGCACCACUACUUUCUUGGAGAAAAUCUAUGGUGUUGGUUUAAUCCCCACCAAACAGAAUCUCUCACUUGCAAAUGAAGUCAGUGCAUCCUCAUUCUGCAGGAGACGACUUCCCACAAUUAUGCUGAAACUGCGUAUGGCUCAGAAUCUUAAGACAGCCAUAACCUUCAUUGAGCAGGGGCAUAUUCGAGUCGGGCCUGAACUUGUCACUGAUCCGGCAUUUCUUGUUACAAGGAGUAUGGAAGACUUUGUCACAUGGGUGGACUCAUCCAAGAUCAAACAACAUGUCAUGAAUUACAAUGAGGAGAGGGAUGAUUUUGACCUUGUGGUCUAAAUAUCCUGCUUCCAAUUAUACGAAAUUGUCUUUAGAGCGGAUGUGACGACCAACACAAGAGCAGCUUUUGUUUUAUUUUAUUUUUAAAAAAUCCUUUGCAGACAUAAAUGCUCAUCUUUGUAAACAUGAGUGUGAGUGCAUUAAAGUGUGAUGUUUUUUUUUUGUAUUUCAUUGAGUAUGUUUAACUUGUAAACAAUAAACCUUUGCAAUGA